CAGUAAGCUUUUUGCUCUCUUGUCAAAAACAUCUUUGUUGGCUUCCUUGUUUGGAUAUACACAACAUUUGUCAACGCGCUUGCUCAAUUACUAAGCAAAGUAAUUACAAGGAAUAUUUGGUCUUGCCGUGAAUCCUAGCUCAGGGAAGCCCUUGCCAAUUCUCCAGCGAUGUACACUCCAAUGUUUGAAAUGCACACUACCGUUUGGCCCAGCGAAGUUAAACUAAAUUCGGACUACCUCAACAAAGAGUUAUCAAACCAGUUCUACGCAUUGCCGCAAGAUCCACGGUCUUGGUCCAGAGAAGAAGUAAUAGUGUGGCUAUCAACGAUGCAAAACCAGCAUAGUCUUCCUCCAAUAAGCAGUGACCGGUUUCACAUGAACGGCAAAGCAUUGUGCUUAAUGAACGUAGAGAUGUUCGUGCAGCGCGUACCCCUCGGCGGAAAAUUACUGUACAAAGAUUUUCAAAUGCGACUUUCGUCCGCUCUAUACUCAUCCAAAAAUCUAUUGCCCCAACACGCCUAGUAAAUGGAUGGUGUCUACAAAUCAGUCUAUUUUCAAAACUUGUUUUAACGUAAAUAGGAUUGGAUUCUUGUUUCAAGGCAGCUAAACUAGUCGAUACCCAAAAUUGCUCCAAUAAUGCGUACGUUUUGUAUCUACCCUUUAAAACGAUUUUUGGCCUUUCUUUCAUUUUGCAUAUCUUCUCGCUUAUUUCAUGUAUAUUGUAUAGUGCAUGGAUACUGGGCUCAGGUACAAAUUCAAUGUAAAGUUGCAGUGGAUACGAGUGACUAACUUAUACCGGAUCGUCACGUGGGUUGGCUAGUCACCGUACAGUUAUCAGUCAGACAGAAUUGCGAACAGCACUGUUUGAACAAGUGAAAAUACAUGUAUUAACCAUU
Molecule: messenger RNA, 896 nt
Organism: Daphnia carinata
Lineage: Eukaryota; Metazoa; Arthropoda; Branchiopoda; Diplostraca; Daphniidae
Gene: edl
Product: transcription factor ETV6-like
Exons: 3
Coding region: 169-522 (117 amino acids)
Molecular function (GO): sequence-specific DNA binding
Source: RefSeq, a predicted model, not a curated record